UUUACAUGGCCAUUCUACUAUCAAAAUACGUGAUUGGAUUUGAUAACGAAACCACGUUCAUAUCAGAUUUCUUCUUCAAUCAUAAAGUCACUUUAACUUUGAAUGUUUGUUGGAAACAAGACAAGAUUAUGUCAUUCCUGAAAUCCAAUUUUCGAUCAGAAUAUCCAAAGAUGAUAAAAAUUCGGCAAAACGUUAGCUCGCAAGAACUGGAGAAAUUUUUUCGACACUCUCCAACCAGUAACUGGUUCGUAAUGGACUUCAUCAAUUGCAAGAAUGUUGAUUAUAUUCUAAAUCAUAUGAACGUGUCCAACCUCUUCAGGUAUCCACUGAAACAUUUAUUUUUAUUAGACAUCAGCUCCUACUACAGAUUCUUGAGCAAAAUAAAAUAUUGUGAUGUUUUUCCGAUGAGCGAAGUUUUCGUUGCGGUUUUUGACCAUUUGGAAGUGAAUAUAUACCAACCUUACAAAAUUAGAAAGCCAGAAAGUUUGACAUUGGAACACUAUGGAAAUUGGUCUUCUCAAAAUGGAUUAACGUACUUUUACAAAAAUAUCCCAACUACUAGCAGGCGACGGAACUUCCAUAAAUCCGAAGUUAUCGUGAGCGUGGUAGUCAAUAACAACAAAAGUUUGGAAGUAGCCAAUUUUGAUGAUUUUGCGGAAGCCAAAGCUGAUGAGCCGUACUUUUUUCAAGAUUUUCCUAACGUUUACAGCCUACUACAGUAUAUGAAUGCAUCUUUUACAUUUAGAGUAUUUACUUCUUACGGAUAUUUGAACGAAACUACAGGAAAAUUUGAUGGAAUGGUCAACUACGUGUCUGAAGGAAAAGCUGAUAUUGCUGGAACAGCUCUAUUUUUGACGGAAGAACGCCACAAAGUGGUUGAAUUCAUCAAAACGUUCGAUUCGUGGGGAUCCAAAUUCAUUUUGAAAAAACCGUCGAUGUCUUAUAUUGAAAAUAUUUAUUGGAUGACAUUCACUAACAAAGUGUGGAUUGCGUCCAUUAUAAUUUUAAUAAUUUUUGGCACAUUUCUAUUUUAUUUGUUGAAUUGGGAAAAGAGAAAAUGCCAGAGCGGAAGAAGAACCUACACCGUGAGCGAUAUUACUCUGAUGUCUUUCGAAGCUGUUUGUCAACAAGGAACUUAUAUCGACUCGGCUACUUACUCUGGAAGACUAAUGAUUUUUAUGUUGUUCACUGCGUUCAUGUUUCUUUAUGUGGCCUACUCAGCAUAUAUUCUAGUACUACUUCAAUCGACAAAGCCCAUAUCUUCGAUUAGAAGACUGGUUGACAGCAGAAUUGAAUGUGGGGGGUUAAACAUAAGCUUCAUGAUGCCAUAUUACCAUCUAACCAAAGAUGAAGCAUUGAAAGAUUUAUACAGUAAAAAAAUUCACCCCAAUCAGUUUUUCACCCUAGAAGAUGGACUUAGAAAAGUCCAGGAUGGAAAUUUUGCAUUUCAAGUUAUCCUCGGUCCGGCAUACAACUACAUCCUGAAAACUUACACGAAUUAUGAUAUAUGUAAAUUGCAAGAACUUUCUGGAUUUAUGAACGCUAAAAUGUAUGUAGCUGUUCCAAAAAGUUCUCAGUAUAAAAAAAUCUUCAAAAUAGGACUCUUGCGUGUUGAAGAAAGUGGACUACAAAUCAGAACCAAGAAUCGCGUCUCUAUGAAACCGAAGUGCUACAAUGAAGGGGGAAAUUUUCAGUCCGUCAGAAUUUACGAUUGUCAUUCAGUAUUCCUACUGUAUUUACUAGGAAUAAUCUUAUCCUUGGUUAUUCUUUCGAUAGAAAAGUUGCUGGCAAAGUAUAGUGGGAAAAAUUGUUGAAGUUGAUUACAGUUUUCAAUUAUGUAAUUUAUUAAUGACAAAUUAGAAGAGAGUGCACCUAAUUUCACGUGAUCAUUCAUUGAAAAUGAAUAAAAACUUGUAUUAAAACACCCUUUUAUGAAGCUAAACAACAUACGCACUAAGUUCUUCAAUAAAAUUCAAUGGUACAUUUGA
Molecule: messenger RNA, 1988 nt
Organism: Leptinotarsa decemlineata (Colorado potato beetle)
Lineage: Eukaryota; Metazoa; Arthropoda; Insecta; Coleoptera; Chrysomelidae
Product: ionotropic receptor 75a
Cellular component (GO): membrane
Molecular function (GO): ligand-gated monoatomic ion channel activity
Source: RefSeq, a predicted model, not a curated record